AUGUCUGCUCCUAUUUUCGACCCCACCCCUGAGGACAUUCAGAACCUCCUGGCUGCCCAGACCCACAUUGGUUCCAAGAACGUUCAGGUCCAAAACAUCCCUUACGUUUUCAAGCAGCGAGCCGACGGUGUCAACAUCAUCAACGUUGGCAAGACCUGGGAGAAGAUCCAGCUGGCUGCCCGAAUCAUCGCCGCCGUCCCCAACCCCGCCGAUGUCGUUGCCAUCUCCGCCCGAACCUACGGACAGCGAGCCGUUCUCAAGUUCGCCAACCACUGUGGCGCCACCGCCAUUGCCGGCCGAUUCACCCCCGGUUCUUUCACCAACUACAUCACCCGAUCUUUCAAGGAGCCCCGACUUCUGAUUGUCACCGAUCCCCGAACCGACCACCAGGCCAUCAAGGAGGCUUCUUACGUCAACAUCCCCGUCAUUGCUCUGGUUGACACCGACUCUCCCGUCGAGUUUGUCGACGUUGCCAUUCCCUGCAACAACAAGGGCCGACACUCCGUCGGUCUUGUGUGGUGGAUGAUCUCUCGAGAGGUUCUGCGACUCCGAGGUGCCCUUGAGGAUCGAAACACCGAGUGGUCCGUCAUGCCCGAUCUCUACUUCUACCGAGAUCCCGAAGAGCCCGAGAACACUGAGGAGGCUGCUGAGGAGGCUGCCACCGAGGAGGUUGUCGAGACCGCCGCCGCUGAGGCUGCUGCCGCCACCAACGCCGACAACUGGGACGUUGCUCCCGAUGCCGGAGCCGGUGCUGCCGACUGGGCUGCCACUGACGACUGGUCCGAGUCUGCCCCCGCCCCCGUUGCUGCUUAA
Molecule: messenger RNA, 813 nt
Organism: Yarrowia lipolytica CLIB122
Lineage: Eukaryota; Fungi; Ascomycota; Dipodascomycetes; Dipodascales
Product: 40S ribosomal protein uS2
Biological process (GO): cytoplasmic translation; ribosomal small subunit assembly
Cellular component (GO): ribosome; 90S preribosome; cytosolic small ribosomal subunit
Molecular function (GO): structural constituent of ribosome
Source: RefSeq, a predicted model, not a curated record